This is a messenger RNA of Micropterus salmoides (largemouth bass), 1339 nucleotides long. RefSeq names its product protein TASOR 2-like. The record is from RefSeq and is a predicted model, not a curated record. Bases 262 to 684 code for a protein of 140 amino acids. Gene Ontology annotation, biological process: negative regulation of gene expression, epigenetic. Lineage: Eukaryota; Metazoa; Chordata; Actinopteri; Centrarchiformes; Centrarchidae. Gene Ontology annotation, cellular component: nucleoplasm. The transcript has 5 exons.
UCUCUCCUUGGUCUUCAAAAGGCACAGUUGGAGGCAGAAGGCCAUACUGCUGUACAGCCAUCUGAGUUCUUCCUGGGUGAGGAUAGUUCUUCAUCGCUACUCAUCAUCCUCAGGAAUGAAGACAUUGCAGAGCACAUUUGUGAGGUCCCACAUUUGCUCAACCUGAAGAAGUCGCCAGGUGUGCAGUUUGCUGGAAUUGACGAACCAGAUGAUGUUGUGAAUCUUACCCAUCAGGAGCUCUUCACCAGGGGUGGUUUUAUAAUGAUCGACAGAGCAGCACUGGAGUCCCUCAGCCUUUGCAACAUGAAAAAAUUGUCAGAAAUCUUGCAAGAGCUAAGCAGAACGGGGAAGUGGAAAUGGAUGUUGCACUACAGAGACAGCCGUCGGCUGAAAGAGAAUGCAAGGUUGAGUGCAGAGGCAAAAGAGAAGAAGCACUUCCUAAACUGGUGCCAAGAAGCUGGAAUAGUGGAGGUGCUGCCUUACCAUGAGUGUGACCUCACGUCAAGAGAUCAGCCUGACUAUCUCACAUGUUUGGUCCAUUUGCAGGUCCAGAAUAUAUCAGCCCGUUACCCUGUUUUUAUUACAGAUACAACAACAGACAGCACAUUUGGAAAGAAUGGAAUUUUAACAAUGACUGCAAACUCUUUCCUGACAUGUUCUCCAAGCAAAACAUUUACAGUCUGACCUGGAAAUAUUAAGAUGGACAAAAUUCAUUUGUGCUUAUUUAAGGUACCCAGCAGUCAGAAACUCACUGAAUACACGGAGAAACCAGUAAUUAACCAGUAAUGGUGAUUUCAAACAUACUAUAUAUUAUUGUUUAGGUUCAGCUCUUUUGUAUGCAGUAAUCUUAAUAUUUUUCUUUUUUUAUUCAGUUAAUGAAUAUAGGGACAAAAAUUCCAAUAUACUGGCAGGUGAAUUGUAUAUACUGUAUUUGUAUUGUAAAUUGUAAACAUAAAGAUCAUUUUUUGUCACAUUUUGUAUAUUUUGUCUUUUCCCUGACAAUCCUGACUUUAUACAGUUGUAGCACAAGCAUUAGUAGUGUUUGUUUAAUUAUUACUUUUUGUGUUCAAAGUUUUGGUCUCUUUUUAGAUAAAAAUAAUACUUUUUCCAAGCCUUGCAACAAAGCUAAAUUAGGCUGUUCAAAGUGGUGUGUUUUUGACAUUUAUGUAUACUACUGUACACUGUUAUGUUAGACAGUGAUUCUUAACUCAUGAGUGUUAAAUUGUUUGAACAACAAGUUAACAUCAUCACUAAGUUCUAAACAUGUUAAGUUAUCAUUGCAUUCACAAUGUUCAGUGCAAUGACUGAAAAUAAAUAGUUUUUCUAUAUUAACAAUCGU